AUGCAGGGUUAUCCUGACGCCAAUGUUACCUUUGGCCUGGCCAAGGAGAUGAGCCAAAACGACAUCCAACGUGUCAACCGGCUGUACUGCCUCAAGCACUAUGUUCCCUAUGUCAUCGCUAACAACUACUCCGUGAAGCAGCUGAGUGUCAUCACGUCAGCCCUCAACUCUUUUUCUGUUUCCACCUGCAUUCGCUUCAUCCCCCGUGUCAACCACGUAGACUACAUCUACAUCCAGUCUCUGAGUGGAUGCUACUCCUAUGUGGGUCGCCAGGGUAAAGCCCAGACGCUGUCUCUGAAUAGUCGGAGCUGCAUUCGUAUUGGAAUAGUGCAGCACGAGCUCCUCCACGCCCUGGGCUUCCACCAUGAGCAGUCCCGCUCUGACAGGGACGAUCACAUUCAGAUCCUGAAAGGAAACAUCUUGACUAGUUUGCUAUACAACUUUAAGAAGGUCAGCACUCUGAACCAGGGCACCCCGUAUGACUAUGACUCCGUUAUGCACUACGGCAGACUGGCUUUCUCUAAGGACAACGUGAGCCCGACCAUGGAGGCUUAUCCUGACGCCAAUGUUACCUUUGGCCUGGCCAAGGAGAUGAGCCAAAACGACAUCCAACGUGUCAACCGGCUGUACUGCCUCAAGUAG
Molecule: messenger RNA, 642 nt
Organism: Monopterus albus (swamp eel)
Lineage: Eukaryota; Metazoa; Chordata; Actinopteri; Synbranchiformes; Synbranchidae
Product: high choriolytic enzyme 1-like
Exons: 6
Coding region: 1-642 (213 amino acids)
Biological process (GO): proteolysis
Molecular function (GO): zinc ion binding; metalloendopeptidase activity
Source: RefSeq, a predicted model, not a curated record